Messenger RNA from Eremomyces bilateralis CBS 781.70, 2600 nucleotides. RefSeq lists its product as uncharacterized. Lineage: Eukaryota; Fungi; Ascomycota; Dothideomycetes; Eremomycetales; Eremomycetaceae. The record is from RefSeq and is a predicted model, not a curated record. The transcript has a single exon. The coding region runs from base 151 to 2172 and encodes 673 amino acids.
CACGACACUCAUAACUCAUCACAAUAUACCCUAUGCAACAUUGCCUAGCUAUAGACUCUAUAUGAAUAGCACUUGCACGCUUAUAGAGGUAACUGUAGAUACUGCCAAUGCUCCUGGCUGUGUUGCCUGGGGAAAAAAGAAUAGAAGCUCAUGGCGCAGCGAUUGAGGAAAAGGCAACGGGUAUCAUAUACAGAACCCAGCGACGACGAUGAUGUCGUCGAUGCCUACCUGGCCACUCCCAUGGCGAAUAGCACAUCUUCUGGGCGUCUCCAACCUAGCUCACGAAAUCUCGAAACCCCCACACGACCACUAACUAGAUCUCGAACCGAAACAGCUCUGACCGGACAUGGAACUAAGUUAGAAAAGGAGAACUUCGAUGCGGAGACAUCAUUCAGGCCAGAGAAGAGCCAUUUGUCAAAGAAGAGAAAACGGAAGUCUCCAAGCAUUGCCAUACGCACCCGACCUGCAAGCAUCAAACAGGGCGUCUCUCGCAUUCACUCCAGCAAGCCAAAGAAAUCAAAACGGAUGGAGCUGGACCAGCUCAAGCCGCCUCAAGACAAAGGCAACUCAAAUAUGACUGGAUUCCAGCUCGCUGAGUUUCCCUAUGAGAUUAGGGUGGAGAUCUUCAAGCUCGCCGCGUACCCUCUCAUCGACAAGAAAACUUUGCGAGCCACAGACGGGGUGAAAUGGCUUAUCAAUAUGGCAACCAUGUGCAAAAGUUUCAAAGAGCCAGCGCUGACGGCGCUGUAUGAAGACCCCCCUAUUUCCGGAUCGCGCGCAAAACCGCAUCUUCUCGCCGACCUUUUGGUGAAGGACCCGAAUGAGACUGCCGUGGACUAUCGGGCGAAAAUACGAUAUCUCCACCUCGAUGCCAAACAGCACUUGAUUCUCUCCGCUCCCGGACGUGGCCGAUUCCAACUGCCCUCUCUCACCGGGCCGCUCACAAAUCUGACUGGACUGCAUGUGGACUAUCUUCGAACCAUGGUGAACACCACAGGUCUUGGAGUGGUAUUGGAGAGGUGGGUGCAGCCAGCGUUGGAUGAACUGAAAUCCACGUUGAAAGAAUUUACGCUGGACAUCGAUUUGAUAAACCGCGCGGGGUUCUUCAACUUUAUGUUGUGGGCCGAAGGAGCAAGGGCUUUGGGAUCUCUCGAAGAACUGGUUAUCCACAAUGCCAACGCCCAUGUCCUCCUCAGGAGGGACCCUGAAACAGAACCUCCAGAGCGGCAGGUGCACGUGGAAAUCUUGCGGGACUUCAUCCGCCAGCAACCCAAGUUGAAGUCCUUGAGAUUCGUCGAUUCCGCCCUCAUCUGGUAUCCGAAUUCCGUUCAUCAUGAUAUCAACGGCAAACUCCUGACACAGUAUGAAAAGAAUCUCACAUCAGUCGAGUUUUCCUCCUGCACGGAUCUGUCAACCCCCCAUCUCAACCAGUUCUUAAUGGACAAUGGCAGGACUCUGGAGUCCCUCGAACUAUACCACAACAAGGAGUUGGGCCUUGGUUUCAUCCAAGGACUUGAUCGAUACUGCCCCAAACUGAAAAAGUUCUCCAUUGACCUGUUUGAAUACCGCGGAGACCACAUGAUAGGGUCCCCGGACUGGAUUGAUUCCUCAGGACUGGACUGGACUGUCGCAUUCCCGCCGGCCAUCCGCUCGAUCGCGAUGGUAAAUUUGAAAGGCGUAACGACCAUUUCCGCGAUCAAUCUCUUUCAAUCCUUUCUCGAUCGACGGAGCCAGAUGCCCAACCUCCGGGAGCUCGUUCUCCAUAUGAACUGUACGGAACUGACGCCCCGCGAACGAGCGCAGUUCAAGCGGGAUUGGGUCGAGAACAAAAUGCGGCACAGUUUCCUUUCUCGCGCCGAACCACGUCAAGAGCUGAGGUCGGUGGCCGGUUUUUACGCAUGGAAAGAGCAACAGUUCCUACGAGGGCCGCUCGAGGAGAUGGGAGAGAUGUUGUCGAAGCGGAAAUUGAGGCCGAUGACGGCCGUCAAUGGGCAGCCUGCCGCAGCAAAUGACGACCAAGCGGAAGGGACAUGCACACGCGUCGAUAUCACGGUCCACGGUCUGCGGCCCGCGCGACAUCAGUACACUGAACGGGAUUUCCUUUCGGAAGGUGAAGAUGACGACGGAGACUGGAACGGACAGGACAUCGAUGACGAUGGUUACGCAUGGUAGGAAUGGAAGUGCCGUGUACGAUAAGCGAGUUUUCCAUUUAGAAGGCCAGCUUACUCGUGUUCGUUUUUUUAGUUUCUGCAUUGCAAUCGUCGUUCGGGGGGUUCGGCGUAUCUGCUUUUGAGGUUCGAGAGAGGGCUAGACUUAGGUCUACAAUGGGACUUGGGCAUUGACACUUGAGUAUAUGGCUGGAGAGUUUCAAAUGAGACUCAGGCCCAGUGAUGGGAUCUAGGUACUCCAAUAUAUGGGCUAGGGAGUUUGAACUCACUUUGAAGUGAAACUCAGGCCAGGCGAUGGGACCUGGACACUCGGGCUUAGGCCGGAGAUUUUGAAAUUAAACUUUGGUGAGCCGGGAUGGACGCUCACAUGUAUCAUAGAGUGGACAUGUGUAUAUACAUUACAGAAGGGCUACAAAGGAUCGAUUCAUGACC